Molecule: messenger RNA, 508 nt
Organism: Dicrocoelium dendriticum
Lineage: Eukaryota; Metazoa; Platyhelminthes; Trematoda; Plagiorchiida; Dicrocoeliidae
Source: the annotation of a GenBank genome assembly
UGGCAGUGUUGGAGAUGAGGUUUCACAGCACACUGCAAAAGCCCGCCUUGCUUUUAUCAAACUGAGAGACCUAUGGCAUCGUCGUGAUGUUAGUCUAAAGCUCAAAGGCAGGGUGUACAAUGCUUCCGUCCGUACGGACCUGCUGUACGGCUGUGACACCUGGCCUGUUUGCUCCGAAGACAUGAAACGACUGUCAGUUGUUGACAACCAUAGUCUGCGAAGGAUCGCUCGUGUGUGGUGGCAACAUCACAUAAGCAAUACGGACGUUCGUCAACGAGUGCACAGAACGAACAUUCCCAGCCUUCAAAACGUUGUUCUACAAACACCGCAUGCGUUGGUUGGGCCACGCACUGCGGAUGCCAUCCUAUCGCGUUCCUGGGCGAGCGUUAUUUGCGCUUCCCAGAUGCGACUGAAAAAAGUGUCGCGGUGGACAACCAUUGACGCGGUAAAGGGGUAUGAAAAAAGCAGCCUCAAGUUUAGCUUCAGUUAGAUCAGUGCGGCUCCCAAG